Molecule: messenger RNA, 1361 nt
Organism: Rattus norvegicus (Norway rat)
Lineage: Eukaryota; Metazoa; Chordata; Mammalia; Rodentia; Muridae
Gene: Slc39a3
Product: solute carrier family 39 member 3
Exons: 4
Coding region: 252-1205 (317 amino acids)
Biological process (GO): transmembrane transport; zinc ion transmembrane transport; metal ion transport
Cellular component (GO): apical plasma membrane; plasma membrane; membrane
Molecular function (GO): zinc ion transmembrane transporter activity; metal ion transmembrane transporter activity
Source: RefSeq, marked provisional
CGGCAGGUGGCACUGGCUGGAGGCCUGAGGGACUGUCAGAGGAGAAUACAUAAGAACAACCCUACAUUUUGGCCACCACAUCCACUGAGCCAGCUGUCGCCUUGCACCUGCUCUGCACCAAGCCUCAAGCUGCUGAGCAGAGCUAUGAGAGCCCAGUCCUGCAACUGGGGCCGGUAGCCCCCACAGGCUUUGGUGUGUGACUCUAUCUGUGCUUUGGCCCUGUGGAGACCAGUGCGACCCAGGCGGCCACCAUGUCACAGCUCCUGGUGGCUAAGGUCCUCUGCAUGGUGGGUGUGUUCUUCUUCAUGCUGCUGGGCUCUCUGCUGCCUGUGAAGGUCAUCGAGGCCGACUUCGAGAAGGCACACCGCUCCAAGAAGGUCCUCUCCCUCUGUAACACCUUUGGGGGUGGCGUCUUCCUGGCUACAUGCUUUAAUGCACUGCUGCCUGCAGUGAGGGACAAGCUGCAGCAGGUACUGAGCCUGGGCCACAUCAGCACUGACUACCCGCUGGCCGAGACCCUCAUGAUGGUGGGGUUCUUCCUCACUGUGUUCGUGGAGCAGCUGGUGCUGACCUUCCGCCGGGAGCGGCCUCCCUUUAUAGACCUGGAGACCUUCAAUGCUGGCUCAGACGCCGGCAGCGACUCGGAGUACGAGAGCCCAUUUGUGGGUGUGGGCGGCCGUAACCACGGCCUGUACCCCGAGCCCACUGCACACAGCCAUGGCACAGGGCUGCGGCUGCGGGAGCUGGGCCGCCCUGGGCCGCUGCGGCUGCUCAGCCUGGUCUUCGCGCUGUCUGCACACUCGGUGUUUGAGGGCCUGGCGCUGGGGCUGCAGGAGGAGGGUGAGCGUGUGGUCAGCCUGUUCGUUGGUGUGGCGGUCCAUGAGACGCUGGUGGCUGUGGCCCUGGGCAUCAGCAUGGCCCGAAGUGCAGUACCCCUGAGGGACGCGGCCAAGUUGGCGGUGACCGUGAGCGCCAUGAUCCCGGUGGGCAUUGGGCUGGGCCUGGGCAUCGAGAGUGCCCGCAGCGUGGCCAGCAGCGUGGCAUCGGCGCUGCUGCAGGGCUUGGCUGGAGGCACCUUCCUGUUCGUCACCUUCCUGGAGAUCCUGGCCAAGGAACUGGAGGAGAGGAGCGAGCAGCUGCUGAAGGUGCUGUUCCUGGUGCUGGGCUACGCAGUUCUGGCCGGCAUGGUCUUUCUCAAGUGGUGAGCCCUGAAUCCCCAAAGGACACAGAGCGCGUCCCUCACCAGCCAUGCUCAAGGGCGGCGGUUCACACACAGGGGCCUCCUGGGCUGUCACCGUCCUCCAGAACCUGGCUCUACAGACAUUGCUUUUAAAAACGUCUUAAAGUUCUUUACCAAAGCC